GCGCUAACGUGGGGCUUGGCAUCGGGCUCCAAAACUGCGCAUGUCGAAUUUUAUAUUCUCCAGCUGUUCGAUUGCACUCGCUCAUCCAGCGCACUCAUACACCGUCUUUUCUCCUGCAACAACCCUGCCAUACAGUCAAUAUGUCGUUCGGAAAGCUUUACGGCUACAAGGAAAAUGCCCGUUCCACUGUUCUCCAAGUCGUUGCUAAGGAGAACAACCUGGACAUCGAGCUCGUUGAGACUCGCCCUCCCGUUACCGACGCCGAAUACUUGAAGCACAACAAGCUGGGCCGCAUCCCAACCUUUGUUGGCUCCAAUGGCUUCGUCCUGACCGAGACCAUCGCGAUCGCAAUCUACUUCGCCUCCCAGAAUGAGAAGACGACGCUGCUCGGCAAGACCAAGCAAGACUACGCCUCUAUCGUAAAGUGGAUGUCAUUCUCCAACAGCGAACUCCUUCCUACCCUCGGCACCUGGUUCCAGCCUCUCAUCGGCGCCAAGCCUUACAACAAGAAGGUUGUCGAUGACGCCAAAGACGCAUCUCACAAGAUUCUGUCAGUCCUCGAGCAGCACUUCCUCGUUAACACCUUCCUCGUUGGUGAGCGCUUGACCCUGGCCGACUUGUUCGUCUCCUCGCAGAUCGCACGUGGCUUCCAAUACGUUCUUGACAAGGAAUGGCGGUCCGAGAACCCCAACGUCACUCGGUGGUACGAAACCAUUGUGAACCAGCCACUGUGGAAGGCCAUCGUCGAGAGCCCAAUCCUCGUCGAAGAGGCAAUCAAGUACACCCCACCAAAGAAGGAGCCAAAGCCUGCUAAGGCCGCAACUCCUGCCGCCCCCAAGGCGGAGAAGAAGCCAGCUAAAGAGGAGGAAGAUGAGGAGGAGGAGGCCAAGCCAGAGGUCAAGGCCAAGCACCCUCUCGAGUCGCUUUCCAAGCCCACCCUCAUCCUCGAUGAUUGGAAGCGAAAGUACUCCAACGAAGAGACCCGUGAGGUUGCUCUUCCUUGGUUCUGGGAGCACUACAAGCCCGAGGAGUAUUCACUGUGGAAGGUGGACUACAAGUACAACGAUGAGUUGACUAUGGUCUUCAUGACCUCCAACCUGAUUGGUGGUUUCUUUGCUCGUCUCGAAGCAUCUCGCAAGUAUCUUUUCGGAGCUGCCUCAGUCUACGGCGUCGCCAACGACUCCGUUAUCCAGGGUGCCUUCUUGGUCCGAGGUGACGAGGCCCUUCCCGCCUUCGAUGUCGCUCCCGACUGGGAAAGCUACGAAUUCACUAAGCUGGACCCCAGCAAGCCCGAGGACAAGGCUUUCGUUGAGGACCAGUGGUCGUGGGACAAGCCAAUCGAGGUCAACGGCAAGAAAUAUGACUGGGCUGAUGGCAAGGUCUUCAAGUAGAUGACAAGACUCGACGAAUUGUUUCGCAUUGUUGAGAUGCUGUGAUGAUUGACGGAUGCGCAUGGGCAUGCAUAUGAUAUGACGGGUGAGAUGUCCUGAGGACCAUUGAGCAGAAAAGUGCAGACUUCACGUUGGUUGGCGUCUCCCGAUUGAGACCACUGCCAGCAAUGCAAAUGGUAGAUGUCUACGCCUGCAUGUACUUUACCUCCAUAGAACAAGCGAAGGCAAUGAAGCAUGUGCUUACGAUUCCA
Exophiala viscosa is the source of this 1642-nucleotide messenger RNA. Its product is annotated as elongation factor EF-1 gamma subunit. Gene Ontology annotation, biological process: translational elongation. Gene Ontology annotation, cellular component: cytoplasm; nucleus. Gene Ontology annotation, molecular function: translation elongation factor activity. Lineage: Eukaryota; Fungi; Ascomycota; Eurotiomycetes; Chaetothyriales; Herpotrichiellaceae. The transcript is spliced from 4 exons. Bases 141 to 1391 code for a protein of 416 amino acids. The record is from RefSeq and is a predicted model, not a curated record.